AUGUUUCCCUGCCAGGAGGUAGAACGUGAUACGAAUAACAAUCUCGGUGAGUACCUACCAAAUUUCACUCUUCAAACCGAGACACUCUCAUGCCGCGGUCAAAACUGGCUCCUUGUAUUCCGGCUCUUCUUUGGCGAGCUCGUGGCCUCAGCCAUGGUCACCUUUCCUUACUUCCUCAUUGAUCCAACUCUGCGCUACUGCGCAGUCUCUGAGGCACUGGCGGUGGGCGGGCUCGUCUACGCUGCUGUGUGGGUGACCUAUCCCCUGUCGGGUGCCCAGAUAAACCCUAUAAUCACUCUCGCCUUUGGGUUGACUCGUCGCAUCUGCUUCUUUUUCGUGCCGGUCUACUGGAUCGCGCAGUUUCUGGGCGCUGGGUUCGCUAUGUCCAUCGCCUACUAUAUCUCACCAUUCGUGAAACUUUCCCCUGACAUGGGUAUGACUAUGCCUCGCAGUGGAAUCACUGCAUUUCAGGCGUUGUGGCUGGAGUGUUUGAUCACCUUCCUUCUCCUUGUGGUUAUUCUCGCGGGUACUGAUGAGGCCAGGGAAACAGUGUGGACCAUGGGGAGUGGAUCAACUCUGGCUUGCGUCUACAUGCUCAUGUACCUUGUUACCACCAUUGUGACCAAAAACUUAACCGGGGCGAGUAUGAACCCCUUCAGGAGCAUUGUCGCUGCGAUUCUUCGAGUCCGCUUCGAGCAUCAGUGGAUUUACGCGGUGGGUCCUCUGGUGGGCUGUCUGAUUGCGGUGGUUUUCAACGAGGUAGUCCUUACCGAGGAUGCGUGCUGGAUCCGCACCAAGGCCUGGCUCACCGAUAUGCACUACUUCCGCAAUCACUCCUACUCCCUAAGUGGACGACCCAGCAAGGCUUCCACCCAAGGUGCGUCCACUCAUCUCUACUCUGAUUCUUCUAUGCUUUUUGUUGCUGAAUUCGUGAUGGAAGAUAAAGCUCAUGUAACACUUCUAGAUAAAAAUUCGAUGCUAUUUAUACUAGACUAA
Messenger RNA from Echinococcus granulosus, 996 nucleotides. RefSeq names its product Aquaporin-4. Gene Ontology annotation, cellular component: plasma membrane. The record is from RefSeq and is a predicted model, not a curated record. Gene Ontology annotation, molecular function: water channel activity. Gene Ontology annotation, biological process: transmembrane transport. NCBI's taxonomy places the organism in Eukaryota, Metazoa, Platyhelminthes, Cestoda, Cyclophyllidea, Taeniidae. Bases 1 to 996 code for a protein of 331 amino acids. The transcript is spliced from 4 exons.